AUGAUCAAACGGAUAUUCUUCACCUUCGAUGAACUUCGGAGAACGGCGAGCAAUAGCGAACUCGACUGUCCGGCGAUGGAGGCGAGACGCGAUACAAUCAUCGCGGACUAUCGAUCGCAGACAGGCGCUAAUAUCCGACUGCUCGAAGUCAUUUUCUCCUGGGAUUCAAUUACGCAGGUUGUCGUCCUUGCUGAGUUCAGACAGAGUAGCCUGGAGCCGGAAAAAUGGAACCUUCAUAGGAAUGUCGUUCACAUCGAGAGGUUCAAGAAACGUCCGAGUCCGGAUUCGAACGAGUGCGCCGUCUGGGACGAAUACUUCCAACAAGUCUGA
This is a messenger RNA of Coprinopsis cinerea okayama7#130, 330 nucleotides long. RefSeq lists its product as hypothetical. The record is from RefSeq and is a predicted model, not a curated record. NCBI's taxonomy places the organism in Eukaryota, Fungi, Basidiomycota, Agaricomycetes, Agaricales, Psathyrellaceae. Bases 1 to 330 code for a protein of 109 amino acids. The transcript has 2 exons.